This is a messenger RNA of Didymodactylos carnosus, 1314 nucleotides long. NCBI's taxonomy places the organism in Eukaryota, Metazoa, Rotifera, Eurotatoria, Philodinida, Philodinidae. The record is from the annotation of a GenBank genome assembly.
AUGUUAUCCCUUUCUCAAUCAUCUACAACUUCUAUUCAAACAAAACUUCGUUCCGUUCAAAUUCAAACGUCGAUUUGUGUUGAAUCAAUGUGUAGUCAACAUUCAGAAGUUGUUUGUCGUCAUUGUAAUCAACAUUAUUGUUACUUAUGUUUUAUGUCACAUCGUAGACAUAUCUUAAAUGAAAUGUCAUUGAUUCAUUCACAAAUGGUCACAAAUCGAAGUAAAGGUGUCGAAGAAGUCGUCAAGUUUAUUAAUAAACAAGCACAAGAUGCACAAGACCAAGCUAAACAACUUGUUGAUGAUGCCAUAAAUAGAAUAAUGACUGCAUCAAAAAAUAUUUAUCAAUACAUCGAUAAUCGUCGUCAAGCAAAACUAGGUCGAUUAAAUGAAUGUUUGGAAAAAUUUGAUAAAGAUAAAAAAUUAUUACAAGAGAAGUUGGUUCGAGAAAUUUUUCUGUCAGCUGAUAUUUUAAUGGAUUUCCGUAAAAAAUAUGCGUACAAUAUGUUUGAUCAUGUUGUUUUCGAACGUAUGGGUAAAAUUAAUGAAAAACCAAAAGCAACAAAUGAACAAGAGCAGAAUGAAGAAUUUUUUUCAAAUUAUCGUUUUUAUGAUGAAUUAAUUAAUCUCAGACAAAAAUGGACAUUUUUUCAAGCUGCAUUGACAACGGUUUAUUUUCCAUCAAAAAAAGAUAUUUCGUUGGAUAAAAUUCUCACAUUUUUGGAAUAUAGACAUGAUCGAGUUUUAGAAAACUAUCGUGAGCAUUUGAGCUCAAAAGAAGAAACAAAAGUCUUAUCAUUGAAAACAAGUGAUGAACUAUUGAAUGAAUUGAGUUUUUUCAAAUUUUAUAAUUUUUAUUAUACUGCUGAUGAAUGUGUCAUUAUACCUGAUAGCAAAGAUCAAGAAGAUUUUUCACAAUCAACAACAACAUCAUUGACAACAAAUCAAGAAUCAAAUACAGCCGUUGUUAAUGAUAGCAAAAAAGAAGAAAUAACAGCAACAACGAUUGAAAUCAUCGAAAAACCACCUGCACUAUUAGAGAUUGAAGAUAAAAAACAUGGUAUUGUUAUUUCGACAACAACUAUAGAGGAUAAUAAUAAUAAUGAUGAUGAUGAUGAUGAUGAUGAUGAUGAUGGAAGUAGUCAAGAUGGUGAAAGUAGCUGGCAAGCGGUUAACUAUCAUGAUUAUGAAGAUGAUCAGCAAGAACACGACACUAUAAAUGCGAAAAAAUUAACCGAGUGUGAUCAAAAUUUUCAAAAACUAGUAGAUACACUAAGAAAAGUGGAAAACCAAUUUGAUAUUAAAGCAGUUAUGUAA